Molecule: messenger RNA, 1270 nt
Organism: Sclerotinia trifoliorum
Lineage: Eukaryota; Fungi; Ascomycota; Leotiomycetes; Helotiales; Sclerotiniaceae
Source: the annotation of a GenBank genome assembly
CGGAAGAAAGUUACAUCGCUGACUACUUGAUGGUGAGAUGUGGUCAGAUGGUUGGAAAACUUUCAGAUGUUCUGACAAUUAAAUUGUAUUAAAUAGAGACUUCUUCUCCUCAUUUUUGGAGCUUCUCUCACUUCUCCAUCUUCCCCUCUACUUUCAGUCACAUUUGUCUACCACUUGCCAACUUCUUACCCAAGUUAGCUUUACUUCAAAACUCAUUGAUAUGUCCAGCAAACCAACAUUUGUCUUGAUUCCUGGAGCAUGGCACCGUGCUGAAAUUUGGAAGAAAGUUAUUUCACUCCUGGAAAAACAACAGGACAAAUGUAUUCCAGUGGAACUACCAUCAACGGCAGGAGAUCCCACCACAAGUUUUGGCGAUGAUAUCGCCGCUGUUCGAAAUAUCAUAUUAUCAGAAACGAAACAGGGACGCGAUGUGAUAAUAGUGGUACAUUCCUAUGGUGGUGCAGUUGGUCAGAGUGCGGUUAAAGGGCUUACCCGUCACAACUCCGAUGACCUCGAAUCUACAAGCGACCGACCGACGGGCCAUGUCAUCGGUCUCGUUAUGAUGGCUUGUGGAUUUGGGCAAACGGGAAUGAGCUUCAUCGACGCUAUUGGCGGGACACCACCACCAUUGUGGAGAUGGGACGAUAGUGGAUUCGUGACAUUAGAACUUCCAGCUAGAGAAUCAUUUUACCAUGAUCUUCCUGAGGAAGAAGGUGAAUAUUGGGUUAGCAAGUUGACGAAGCAAUCACAGAAGGUUUUGAAGGAGGGUGGGGAGUGGGCUUAUGCGGGAUGGAUGGAUCUGCCAGUUUGGUAUUUGAUGACGAUGGAUGAUAGGACGUUUCCGGUUGAGGUGCAAGAGAUGUUUGUGAAAAUGGCGAGGGAUGCUGGGGCAGAUGUUACGGUGCGACAGGUUGCGAGUAGUCAUUCGCCGAUGUUGAGUAGACCAAAAGAGACGGUGGAUUUUAUAUUGGAAGCGACGGUGUCUCUGGUCAAAGAAUGAGAGCGCAGGAGAUUAUUGUACAAUGCAGAAAUCCCAACUUUAUUUUACCUAGUUACUGGCAAUGCCUUAGUAGCUACAAGGCUACACCCAUCCUCUUAAUCCUCCAAUACUUUUCGGCCUUUCAGUUACUCUCAAUAUCACAACUCUUUCCAAUGUCCGAAGUUCUCUCAACGAUCAAAUAAAUAACCAGUAAACGCAAUAGCCGAAAACUCCUAGAAUUUUAUGUACCGAUAGCUUAGAAUGAAUUUGAUGAAUCAAAGAUUUCUCAUU